AUGGCAAGCCUCAAUGACUUGGUGCAUAUUCUUUUGCUUUCAUGUUCCUUGAUGAUCUUCAACACUGGCUGUAUGGCAGACUCGCUUUCGCACCCUCCUCCCCCUGUGAAGUCGGCCUAUUAUCCUUCAUGGUUGUCAGAUGAUUUCCCACCUUCAGCUAUAAACACAUCAUUCUUCACUCACAUCUUCUAUGCCUUUCUUGUGCCAAACGAUGUCACUUUCAAAUUUGACUUGUCAAAUUCAACAGCUUUGCUUCUCUCCAAUUUCACCACCACCCUCCAUCACAAACAUCCACCAGUGAAGACCCUCUUGUCCUUAGGUGGUGGCGGAGAUGACCCAAAACUACCUAAAAUCUUUGCUCGCAUGGCCUCGGAGCCCUCCUCACGUUCACAUUUCAUACACUCUGCCAUAGAGGUUGCACGUAAGUUUGGGUUUGAUGGGCUGGAUCUUGAUUGGGAAUUCCCUCAAAGCCCAAAAGAAAUGAAGGACUUGGGCCACUUGCUCAAAGAAUGGCGCCACGCACUCAAGAAAGAGGCUAAAUCCACAGCCCGCCCUCCUCUCCUACUCACCGCCGCCGUCUACUUCUCGGUCGACUUCUUCUUGGCCAACGUCCGCCGCUCCUACCCCAUGCCGCACAUGAAUAAAUACUUGGACUGGAUUAAUGCAAUGUGUUUCGACUAUAACGGGGCUUGGAGCAAUACCACAGGGCCCAAUGCAGCAUUGCUUGACCCGAAGAGUAACGUAAACUCCAUACACGGGCUUAAGUCAUGGAUCAAGGCCGGGAUACCCUCAAAGAAGCUAGUUAUGGGCUUGCCACUCUACGGCCGGACAUGGGAGCUCAAAGACCCAAAUAAUCAUAGUAUUGGGGCUACUGCUGUUGGGCCAGGCCCAGGAGGUGGGCAUGACGUGGACACUAUGACAGUAUAUUCUUUUAACGGAUCUUCAUGGGCUUCGUUUGAUGAUGCGUUUACUACAAUCUCCAAGAUAGGGUAUGCUCAAGCCCUUGGGCUACGUGGAUACUUCUUUUGGGCCCUCACAUAUGAUAGCGACUGGAAGAUUUCGGCGCAUGCUUCAAAUUCAUGGAUUCUCGACGAAUGA
Messenger RNA from Prunus mume (Japanese apricot), 1098 nucleotides. Its product is annotated as nod factor hydrolase protein 1-like. NCBI's taxonomy places the organism in Eukaryota, Viridiplantae, Streptophyta, Magnoliopsida, Rosales, Rosaceae. The record is from RefSeq and is a predicted model, not a curated record. Gene Ontology annotation, molecular function: chitin binding; chitinase activity. Gene Ontology annotation, cellular component: extracellular region. Gene Ontology annotation, biological process: carbohydrate metabolic process; chitin catabolic process.